AUGAGUCACAUAGAUUUGGACAAACCCCGUUAUGAUCAGAGUACCUACAUGGGUAGAGCGAAACAUUUCCUUCUGCUGACAAAUCCUAUGAACGUUUUCGCAAGCAACAAGCAACUCGAUGAUGCUAGGAAGAUUGUCACUGAGUUCAGGAAGAGUCGUAAGAUGCCGGCGGGGUACGACGAAGACAAGUUGUGGGCGACCAAGUAUCUGUACGAUAGUGCAUUUCACCCUGACACAGGAGAAAAGAUGAUCGCCAUUGGAAGAAUGUCAGCUCAAGCGCCCAUGAAUACUAUCAUCACGGGAUGUAUGAUAACGUUUUAUAAGACAACAGCAGCUACCGUGUUUUGGCAAUGGGUCAAUCAAACAUUUAACGCCCUUGUAAAUUAUACUAACAGAGGGGGGGAUGCGCCAUUACCUACAUCCCAGUUGUUGGCGUCGUAUUGUGCCGCUUGUGGUGGGGCGUUGUCUACAGCACUUUUUCUCAACAGCAAGGUUAAGAACCUGCCCCCUAUUUAUGCUUCCCUGGUACCUUUUGCCGCCGUCUGCGGCGCCAACUUCAUAAACAUACCUAUGAUGAGGAGCGGUGAACUGUUGAACGGUACGCCGGUGUUCACGGCGGACGGUACUCGGGUCGGGAACUCUAAGAGGGCGGCCAAAUAUGGAAUUGGACUCGUCUGCAUCUCGAGGGUGUUGAUGGCUGUGCCAGGAAUGACGUUGACUCCUAUCAUAACGAACAUAGCCACGAGGCGCGGCUUGUUCUGCCGGCGACCCUUGAUGGUGAUACCGUUCCAAUUGUUUCUGGUCGGUCUGUGUGUUACUUUCGCCACGCCGCUGUGUUGCGCCCUCUUUGAACAGAAGGCUUCCAUAUCCGUGGACAAUCUUGACCCAGAGCUCAGGGAUAGUGUCAGGAAGAACUACCCAAAAGUAAAAGAAGUUUACUUCAACAAGGGUCUAUGA
Molecule: messenger RNA, 957 nt
Organism: Danaus chrysippus (African queen)
Lineage: Eukaryota; Metazoa; Arthropoda; Insecta; Lepidoptera; Nymphalidae
Source: the annotation of a GenBank genome assembly